GUUACAAAGUCUUCUCAUACUCAAGACCUACAGCUACAAAAACAAAAACCACUCUCUACGCAUACAGUCUCUCUUAAUAUUUAUCUCAAACUCUUAACUGAAAUCAGUGAUCGAUUUGGCCGUCAAUGGCGGCCGUUGAUAAGGCUAGCGAAACCACCUUGCGAAACGCUUUUGGAAAUGUUCUCUCAUUCUUCAUCCUACUUUUGAUAGGAGUUCUUGCUUUCUCGAUCCGCCUCUUCUCUGUUAUAAAGUAUGAGAGUGUCAUUCACGAGUUUGAUCCUUACUUCAAUUACAGGGUCACUCAGUUUCUUACAAAGAAUGGGAUAUAUGAUUUUUGGAAUUGGUUUGAUGAUAGAACCUGGUAAGUGCAACUAAUUUAUCCUGUCGAG
Pistacia vera is the source of this 389-nucleotide messenger RNA. RefSeq names its product dolichyl-diphosphooligosaccharide--protein glycosyltransferase subunit STT3A-like. Gene Ontology annotation, cellular component: membrane. Bases 126 to 365 code for a protein of 79 amino acids. The record is from RefSeq and is a predicted model, not a curated record. The transcript is spliced from 3 exons. Lineage: Eukaryota; Viridiplantae; Streptophyta; Magnoliopsida; Sapindales; Anacardiaceae. Gene Ontology annotation, molecular function: oligosaccharyl transferase activity.